Molecule: messenger RNA, 563 nt
Organism: Mucor mucedo
Lineage: Eukaryota; Fungi; Mucoromycota; Mucoromycetes; Mucorales; Mucoraceae
Product: small GTPase superfamily
Exons: 2
Biological process (GO): signal transduction
Cellular component (GO): plasma membrane
Molecular function (GO): GTP binding; GDP binding; GTPase activity
Source: RefSeq, a predicted model, not a curated record
ACAUAUGAUCCUACUAUCGAAGACUCAUAUCGUAAGCAGGUGGUAAUUGAUGAUCAACCCUGCAUUUUAGAGGUGUUGGAUACAGCAGGACAAGAGGAGUAUACUGCAUUACGAGAUCAAUGGAUUAGAGAUGGCGAAGGAUUUUUACUAGUGUACUCAAUUACAUCACGUUCAACAUAUGACCGAAUUGAACGAUUCCGUGAUCAAAUAUUUAGAGUGAAAGACAUUGACAAUGUACCGUUAAUGCUUGUUGGUAAUAAAUGCGAUCGAGUCACCGAACGUGAAGUAACACGAGAGGAGGGCUAUGCAACCGCAAAGAGGCUAGCUUGUGAAUUUAUUGAGACUUCAGCUAAAACAUGCGUGAAUGUUGAAAGAUCUUUCUAUCAAGUAGUAAAAGCCAUAAGAGCCCAAAGAGAAGGAUUACAUGCUCCUCCAAAAGGUGUCAAACCAAAGAAAGAGAAAAAGAAUAAAUGCUCCAUUUUAUAGUAAUUCUAUCCCAUCCCCCAUUAGGAAAUACAAUCGUGACGUAUAAAUAAAAGCCGAGAUUUAUUAUUUUUUAUUUA